Gilbertella persicaria is the source of this 1333-nucleotide messenger RNA. RefSeq lists its product as uncharacterized. NCBI's taxonomy places the organism in Eukaryota, Fungi, Mucoromycota, Mucoromycetes, Mucorales, Choanephoraceae. Bases 41 to 1231 code for a protein of 396 amino acids. The record is from RefSeq and is a predicted model, not a curated record. The transcript is spliced from 3 exons.
UAAGAAUUGAGUGGGGUUAUUUAAAAAAGUUUUGGUGACAAUGGAAAUUCCAAAAAAGGUAACAGCAUUACUUUUUUUCUCCCCUUUUUUCUCUUUCUCCCUUUCUUGCUUUUAUUUAAAAAAAACAAAAAAAAAACAAAAGAGGAUUCUCAUGGCUCUCGCUGCUAAUGACUACCUUGAAAAGAAAAAAGACUCGCUCAUAAAGAAGAGUCAUGUCCGCAGUCAGUCCUCACAGGCUUCCAACUUGGACACCUUUGGUAGUGACAAUAGAGGAUGGUUGGAAUCUGUUUCUGUUCAAGUUAAGCCUUCGCACUCUUUAGAUAGGAAAUCAUUAGCUACAAAUGACAUGCCUUCUAAUAACACAAAAAAGCAUAUAAAGACAAAUAUAUCUCAAAAAGACAUUCUCGGUGCUGUAUCUGAUGAAGACAUUUUAAAGCUGACAGAAAUGACAGUUCAACUACCUAAACCAACAAUUAACAAUUCAAAACCACCACCUAAACAACGAACUAUAGAAAAGCACAAUCCACUGUCAGUUGAUCAACAACCGGCACCUUCUUUACAUAGUUCUGAGAUCUUAUUGGAUGAAGAACAUGACCGAAAACGAUCUUCUUGGCUAUAUAAACUGAAAAAGCCCCAGAGAUCAAAGAGUAAAUCAAGACAGAAUGAUAUAAUAUCUGAUGAACAGCCUUCUCAAAAAACACCUGCAGCUUGCAUGGUUGAAGAAUUCUAUCAAAAGCAUGGUCGAGUGAAAGAAGAAGAAGAGGAUGUGGUGAUGGUGGAAGAGGAAGAAGAGAGUUUAGAACCAUUCUUGAAGAGAAGACAUUCAUUUGACAGUUUUCAUUCAUUUCAGAAAGAACCAAAAGAAGAAUCAAACAUUCAGAUAACAAGCGAAUUUGAGAAUCAACCUCAGGAAAAGACAAUUACAUUGCUGUUUGAUUAUUGUUCGCUACCAAAAGAACUCAAGAGUCUAAUUGAUGCAUACGAAUACAAGGGAAAGGUGAAGCAUGUUAGAAAAACAGUGUGGUAUGAAAAUGGAGUCAAUAGUGAUACAGUCAGUAAUGUGCUUACCAUUGACGAUGAAGAUGAAGACGAAGAGUUAAAUAAAGAGGAGGAAGAGCAAGAUGUGGAUGAUGAUAAUGAAGAAAAUCCAGUUUAUCAUAAGCAUAUCAUUAAAGGAGAAGCCGAAAAAGUCAAUUACAGGUCAAAUCCAGUGCGAGAUAUUGGUAUGUAGUGAUAUCCAUGGUGCUGCUCUAAUUACCUGUUAUUAGCCAUAUUGACCACGACAGAGUCUGAGAAUAUCGAAUUUACAAAGCUGGUGCAAAUACCAAGUCAA